AAAGGUCGGUCGUCAGGUUUUUAUUCACGCAAGAGUGGUUCGCUUAUUUAAGCAUGGUCGACACCGGUUCAACCAGUAUUCAUACCAUAGCAGCACAAAGGAAAUCAAAUUAGCAACCGAAGCUCAGGAUUUUACACUUUUUUUUUUUCGUUUUCAUCUCUUGUUCUGUUGAGUUUUUAGAAUAAUUCCAGCCAGCAGUUUCUGUUGGGCUUUUUUUGACAGCUCACGACUUCUAAAUUCCAGUGAAAAAUGGCAAAAACACUGCUGGUCAUCUUAUGCUGCCUUGCUCUAAUUGCUUUUUCCACAUCUGCCCCACCAAAGAAAGCAGCUGCAAAAAAAGAAGUAGUAGAGAAAGUAGAUGAAGAAGACGAAGGCGAAGAGUUAGAUGCUGAAGAAGAAGAUCUUGUACCAGAAGGUGGUGCUCAUCUUGGGAGAUACAUAGGUGGAAAAGGGAAAGACUAUGAACACAGCUAUGAGCAUGCAGAUGCGUAUGAAGGCAAAGCAGGACACGAGAAAGCACAUAAGGCCCACGGUGCACAUGGACAUCAUGAACAUCACGAUCAAGGAGGCUAUCGAAAAUACAAAGAUGAGCAUGGAGCCCAUGGUGCAGACCAAAAGGAAGGACACGAAGACCAUGAAGACCAUUUAGAUGAAGGUGGUCAUCACAGUUUCAAGAAAGAAGGCGAGGUUUAUGACAAACAUGGCAGCGAUCACAAGGGUAAAUUAGAGAAAGGUCAGCAUGUUGAAGGCAUAGAGGAAAGCAGCAAGCAUGGCAGCCAUGGUGCAGCAGGGGGAAAGCUUGGUACUGAGUUUAUAAAAGACAAAGGUCACAAAAGCCAUGGAUUUAAAAAUGUCUACCAUAAAGAGGAAUAUGGGGAGCACAAAACAUUCCAUGAUGAACACCGAGAGACUGACCACAAAAAGAAAUAUCACGAUGAGCACAAGGACUACAGUCAUCACGGAGGAAAACAGUUGAAGCACCAAGCCAACAAAGGACAUUUUGACGAAAACAAACACGGCCAUGACUUUCACAAAUUUGGAAAAGCAGGUCAUGAUAGUCACCACGAAGGUGGAUACAAGAAGGGGGGACAUCAUCACGCUGCCGGAGAUGCUUUCAAACACAAUGGAGGAAAGCACCACGAACAAGCUCACGCUGAAGGACACCACAAAGCAGGACACAAAGUUUACCAUGACGGAGAACAUGAUGCAGCGCAUCAACACAAAGAACACCGAGAAGCAGCUAAGGGACAUCACCACGUUCACACCGGGCACAAGGCACUCGGGGGUUAUGAUGGUGGUCAUGCUUAUUAUGGUGGACAAGGAGAUGGUCAAGGUGCAUACGCGUCUGGCUAUGAUCAUCAUGGUGACGGUCGACAUGUGUAUUUCCGCAGAGGUUAAAAGCAAACUGUAAUUCACUUCACCCCUCUGACCAUACCUACUUCAUCUUUAAGUUGCACAUGACUCUGAUACAGGACAAAAAGCAGCUACGAGCUGCUUCUUAUUUAUACAUUGCAUCUCCUUCCUAUAUAUUUUAUGCAUUAGUUACAUUUGUUCCUUCUCUACAACUCAGAAUGGUUCCACGAUAUUAAACCUUUUCAGGGGAUAAUUAAACUUUUCCAGAUCGAACUAUUUCUCCAUGAUUAAAAUGCUUCUAAGAAACGUGGUUAUUUUUUUGGACCUUCUCGCAAUAUAUUGUAUUUUUUUUAAAGAAAAGAAAUCAAUCCAAACAAAAGUUAAAUUUAAAUAAUUUACCUUUUAAUUGCCAAAUUAUGGGCAAAGUUAUGUUAAUUGCCAGAUUAUGUUAUAUAUCAGAGCUAUUUACAGUCAAGAGUUUUUAAAUGUUUUCGAUUCCGGUAAUAGCUUUUAAUAUUUCAAAUUUUUUGGUUGCCAAAUUUCAGAAGAAAGGACUUAAAAAUUUACAGUUGUUUGAACGAAUUUUAACUGUCUGAGAAAAUUUGAUUCAUAAAAAAAAAUUAUAAAAUUUGAAUAAAUAUUUUAAUAAUGCAGUUCAUCAUUUAAAUCAUUAUAUUGGAAAAUAAUACUUUUUUUAAUUACGAAUUCACAAUAAUUUUUUAUAGUCAUGGUAAUAUACAUUAACAUGGUAGCAUAUAGAGUUAAGGAUAUAAUUGAGCUUAAUUUUAAAAUGAGCCUUAAUUUUCACAAAGUAUAAUUUAACUAAGCAGUUCAGCAAUUUUCUUAAUUUAAAUUAAAAAUAUUUUAAUGCAUGUCUUUAAUAUUGAUAUCAAUUUUUAAAAAGUCACAAGGGACUGAAUUUAUAGGUUAUUACUUCCUCGUAUAAAUUUCGAAACAGUUUGAAACAAAAGAAACAUUCCUUAAAAUAGACUCAAAACAUUCAUGUUUUUAUAUACUUUGAACUUUUUUCUAAAAGCUUAUGAACAAAGAAUGCUUCCUGUCAUUCUCUAUGAUUGAAAUAUAGGAAAGAAAGAAUAUAAAUCUCUGUGAUCCAUUUCGCCUUAAAAACAUUUCAUUAGUGUUUUUGAAAAGGACGUUCCAACGUCAUUACUGUGAGUGUUUGUGUACAUAUUUUUGUAUGUUAUUCUGUGAUCUCUGUAAUUUAUUUGCAUAAUGUCAUGCAUGAAAAUUGUUAAAAGGUUAAUAAAAAAGUGCGUGCGCAGUUAUUU
Parasteatoda tepidariorum (common house spider) is the source of this 2642-nucleotide messenger RNA. RefSeq lists its product as uncharacterized. NCBI's taxonomy places the organism in Eukaryota, Metazoa, Arthropoda, Arachnida, Araneae, Theridiidae. The record is from RefSeq and is a predicted model, not a curated record.